This is a messenger RNA of Danio aesculapii, 1309 nucleotides long. RefSeq lists its product as uncharacterized. Bases 55 to 1164 code for a protein of 369 amino acids. The record is from RefSeq and is a predicted model, not a curated record. Lineage: Eukaryota; Metazoa; Chordata; Actinopteri; Cypriniformes; Danionidae. The transcript is spliced from 5 exons.
GGUCUCACAUCAGUAACACUGUUAUGAGUUUGAGGACUGAAAUCAUUGGAGAAAAUGUUUGGCACGGUUUGGUUCAGUUUGUGGUGUCUAUUUGGGGUGUUUGGUGUAACCGAUGAGCUGAGUUUGGUGUCAGCGAUGGAGGGGGACUCGGUUACUUUACACACUGACAGAGAAAUGAGGAACAACGAUGUGAUCCUGUGGAGAUUUGGACCUGAAAACGCUUUAAUAGUACAAAUCAACGUCACCGAGAGCAGUUUGACUGUGAAUGAAGAUUACGAUGGAAGAUUCAGAGGCAGCGUGAAGGUGGAUCAUCAAACCGGAUGUCUGACCAUCACAAACACCAGGACUGAACACGCUGGACGUUACCAACUACAGAACGGCCAUAGGAGGACGUUGUUCAUUCUCGUAGUUUAUGGUGAUUUGGCUGAGAAAGGCGAGAUGAAGCCAGUGUCCGUAAUGGAGGGGGAAUCAGUGUCUCUACACACGGACACUGAAAUGAGGAAUUAUGAUCUGAUUGUGUGGAGGUUUGGAAAGAAUCCAAUAGCUCAAAUCAACGCAACGACUCAAGAUGUGACUGUAUAUAAUGCUCUCGGAGGGAUUUUCACUGACAGGCUGGACGUGGAUCAACAGAGUGGAUCUCUGACCAUCACCAGCACCAGAACUGAGCACUCUGGAGUUUAUCAGUUACAGAUCAACAACAUCAAGAAGCUCUUCGUCCUCAGUGUCUAUGCUUGUCUGCCAGUUCCUGUCAUCUUCAGUCAGUGUCUUCCAUCUUCAUCACAGUAUGGUUCAGUGCUGUGUUCAGCGGUGAACGUGAGCUCUGUGACUCUCUCCUGGUUUAAAGGAAGCAGUCUAUUAUCCAGCAUCAGUGUGUCUGACUUCAGCAUCAGUCUCUCUCUGCCUCUGGCGGUGGAUUAUCAGGAUGAAAACACCUACAGCUGUGUGCUCAACAACUCCUUCGCUGUCCAGACUCAACAUCUGGACACUAGUCAGCUCUGUUCAGUGAGAGGUUGUCGGACUGUAGAAGCUGUGAUUCGAUUGGUCGCCGCUGCGCUGGUGGGCGUGGCCGCUGCAGCUGCUGUUGUCGUUCUGCUUUAUGACAUCAGAUCCAGACGAGCUGAGCUAGACCGAACACGUGUUUCCACAGCAGUGACAGGGAGUUAGGUGGAUUGUACCGACUCUGAACUUUGACGCUCAGCAAUAUGAACAAUAUUUUUUCCAAUAAAUUAAGUUUGUAAAUUUUGUCGUGACUAAAAAUGCAUAUAUCUAUAACUGUAAUGCUUAUUUAAGACAAUAUAUGAAAAUAAAA